Messenger RNA from Leptosomus discolor (cuckoo roller), 1398 nucleotides. The record is from RefSeq and is a predicted model, not a curated record. NCBI's taxonomy places the organism in Eukaryota, Metazoa, Chordata, Aves, Leptosomiformes, Leptosomidae.
AUGUGCACUAAGAUUCACCUGUAUGGCUUGGAUGGCAGGACCCUGCCCAAUCUCACAACUCCAAAUUUCCCCGUAGUGGUCAAGCUGGGACAUGCUCAUGCUGGAAUGGGGAAGGUCAAAGUUGAGAACCAGCAUGACUUCCGGGACAUGGCCAGCAUAGUAGCCAUGGCAAAAACGUAUGCCACCAGCGAGCCGUUCAUUGACUCCAAGUACGACAUCCGAAUCCAGAAAAUUGGCAGCAACUACAAGGCUUACAUGAGGACGUCCAUCUCUGGAAACUGGAAGGCAAACACAGGUUCUGCAAUGCUAGAACAGAUUGCCAUGACAGAGAGGUACAGACUCUGGGCAGAUGCCUGCGCAGAAAUGUUUGGAGGUCUUGACAUCUGUGCUGUCAAAGCUGUCCAUAGCAAAGAUGGAAAAGACUAUAUCAUUGAGGUGAUGGACAGCUCGAUGCCCCUGAUCGGGGAGCAUGUGGAAGAGGACAGACAGCUUAUAGCCGAUUUGGUUGUUUCCAGAAUGACUCAGCUUGUCAUCACUGGUGGAUCUACACCAUCACCGCUGAGGCCUUGGCCUCCACAAGCUCAGCCUGCAUCAAUGAAAACUCAGACUGGACCUCAGCUGGGACAACUGUCCCAACCACGGCCUCCUCCCCAAGGUGGACCACGCCAGCCUCAGGGAUCUCAGCCUCCACGGACAAAUGCACCUCCACAGCAGCGGCUCUCUCCUCAAGGACAGCAGCCCCAGAGUCCCCAGUCAACUUCACCUCAGCAGCAAAGGUCACCUGGAUCUCCACAGCAAGUCCGAUCAGCAACUGGGUCCUCUCCAGUCCAGGCUCCCAAGGCAGGCAUGUUCCCUCCACAGCAGCCUAGACCUCCAGCUCAAGGCCGGGCUCCUAGCCAGCCAAGCCCCACUGAAACGUCCAAGCAGCAAGCUACCCCACACCCACAUCUGAACAAAUCGCAGUCCCUGACAAACACCUUCAGCAUAUCUGAAUCAUCUCAGCGGGGAAAUGCCAAUGAAGACGAAGCAAAAGCUGAGACCAUCCGCAACCUGAGGAAAUCAUUUGCUAGCCUGUUUUCUGAUUAACAGCCCUGCAGCUGGAUCUGUGCUUUUGUCAGCCCCCACUCUUCAUACCAGCCUACCUGAUGUCAUCCUGGAAUACACUCAAUGGUACCCAGCAAUUUACAACUAACACCUGGGUAAAGGGAGUUUAGAAAACUAUAGUUGGUUUAAUACAAAGAAAAUAUUCUAAUAACGGUCUGAAAAGUGACUGUAUAAAAGUGGCACUUUUUCAUUCGUUUUUUUGUGCAUAAUCAGAAUCACAUCUGUUCAAAUGACUGAGUUGUAAAGCAAAUUUUACUCUUGCUAGCCCCUGUGGAGUCAACAGAGUUAUAACAG